This is a messenger RNA of Ictalurus punctatus (channel catfish), 7313 nucleotides long. It is a transcript of the gene mapkbp1, whose product is annotated as mitogen-activated protein kinase binding protein 1. The coding region runs from base 843 to 5546 and encodes 1567 amino acids. The transcript has 31 exons. The record is from RefSeq and is a predicted model, not a curated record. Gene Ontology annotation, molecular function: protein binding. Lineage: Eukaryota; Metazoa; Chordata; Actinopteri; Siluriformes; Ictaluridae.
GCUGAAGCGGCUGGUCGCUGGAUGGCAGAAGUGGCCUCUAGUUGAAGCAGACGAAGCUUCAGCUCUGAUCCUCUGCUGUGUGACUGAUUUCAGCCAGCUAGCUUAGCCUCAAACUAACCCGGACAGCAACAGGAACGGGCAGUUUAGGUUUUAACAGCGACCUACAAUCAACCAUGAUCAGGAUUACCAUAACGUUAGCUAGUAAGCUGUCUAAACAAACGAGAGCAGCACUAAGCCUGUACAGACCGUUUGUAGAAGUAUCCAGCAUUAACCAAGCUAGUGGUUUGCUAUGAAGCUAGCAAGCUAUAGGACGCUAAAUUUUAAUUUACGUUACACCAGUUUAAAAUAGUAUGCUGUGUCACAUGUCAUUUUUAGCUGACAGGUUUACAUGUCCUUAUUUUAUCUAAGAAAGCACCGAGAGACGUUGCACUCUAUAGCAAACAAACACCGGGGAGACGAGAAGAGGCUUUUCCCCAAAGAGAACACUCAGGAGCUCAGCGAGGAACUGCUGACUGCAUGAGAAUGAGCCAUGGUCCGUUUCACCACCACAUCACCCACAGCAGUGAGGAGAAACAGUGUGAAGAUCUCGGAGCGGCUUCAGUGCAGAAGAACAGGACUGCAGCUCAGAGGACAAGCACAACCCCGGCGACCUGAUUUCUUCUGAUCACUACAGUACAGGAAUGCCUGAACCAGGGCUUACUUUCAUUGCAGAUUAUCUAAAACACCAUGUAACGUCGGCAGUUUAAAAAAAAAAAAAAAAAAAAGACUAGAGAAGAGCCAUACUUGACGGUUUUGAUCUUAAAGGUGCUGUACAGUUACAUUUUCCAUGAGAAGAGCUCAAGAUGACGAUGGAAAACUCGACUAUUAAAAAUCGGAUUAAAAACCUGCUCCGGUCUCCUUCCAUCAAACUGAGGAGAAAUAAACCAAGGAACAACAAGGAAAACCUGGAAAAUAAGGUGACUCUUGAAAAGGUUUUGGGAAUUACUGCUUCAGGAAACCGUGCCUUGGCCUGUGACCCUCAUUCAGGUUUGGUAGCCUACCCUGCAGGGUGUGUGGUGGUUCUCCUGAACCCCAAGAAGAAUAAACAGUAUCAUAUUCUCAACAACUCCAGGAAAACAAUCACCACUCUAGCUUUCUCACCAGAUGGCAAAUAUGUGGUCACAGGAGAGAGUGGUCAUAUGCCAGCAGUGCGUGUGUGGGAUGUGGUGGCGAGAACUCAGGUAGCAGAGCUACACGAGCAUAAGUACGGCGUGGCCUGCGUAGCUUUCUCUCCCAACAGCAAGUACAUCAUCAGCGUGGGCUACCAGCAUGACAUGAUCGUCAACGUCUGGGCCUGGAAGAAAAAUAUACUGGUGGCUGCCAACAAAGUCUCCAGUAAAGUGACGGCUGUGUCAUUUUCAGAUGACAGUUCCUACUUUGUCACAGCAGGGAACAGACAUGUCAAGUUUUGGUACCUGGACCACACUAAGGCCUCCAAGGUCAAUGCCACAGUGCCCUUACUGGGUCGUUCUGGGUUGCUGGGUGAGCUUAGGAACAACUUCUUCAGUGAUGUGGCUUGUGGCAAGGGCCGGAAGGCCAGCAGCACUUUCUGCAUCACCUCCUCAGGCCUGCUGUGUGAAUUCAAUGACAAGAGACUGCUGGAUAAAUGGGUAGAGCUUAGGACUGGCUUAGCCACUGCAUUGUUUGUCACUGAAGAUCUGAUAUUCUGUGGCUGUGCUGAUGGAACUGUGCGAGCUUUCAACCCGGUCAACCUGCACUUCAUCUGCACUCUGCCUCGUCCACACAGCCUGGGCACGGACAUUGCCACGGUCACUGACGCAAGCCAUCUCUUUGCAUACAAAUUGGAUGCUCGGUACCCUGACACAGUGGCUGUGUCAUAUGACCCUACCAACCACUGGGUGUCCUGUGUUUACAAUGAUCAUAGCCUGUACGUCUGGGAUGUUCGCGACCUCCACAAAGUGGGAAAAGUUUACUCUGCCCUGUAUCACUCUUCGUGUGUGUGGAGUGUGGAGAUGUACCCACAGAACAGUGAGAGAGAGCAGUCUUGUCUCACAACAGGAUCCUUCCUUAGCUGCUCUUCUGACAACACCAUCCGCCUUUGGAACACAGAUGGAUACAGUGCCACAGUCAAGCGCAACGUCAUAAGCAAUGAUCUUCAAAAAAUUAUUUAUAUAGACAAUAAUGUUGCAGCUUUGUUGGACCCAGACUGCACCAUCUCCAGCAAUUCAGAGAAAGCCGAUCCACAGACCUCUGAAAACAGGACUGGCAUUAGGACCUUGUGUGUCAGCCCAGAUGGUCAGCACCUGGCAUCAGGGGACCGCAAUGGAAUACUAAGGAUCCAUGAGCUACAGAGUAUGGAGGAGAUCCUAAACGUGCAGGCCCACGACUCCGAGAUCCUGUGUCUGGAGUAUUCAAAGCCUGAGACAGGCUUGAGGCUCUUGGCCACAGCAAGCAGAGACAGGCUGAUCCAUGUUCUUGAUGCUGAGUAUGAGUAUGGCCUGGUGCAGACACUUGAUGAACAUUCAUCUUCCAUCACUGCUGUGCGGUUUGCUGAAAAUGAUGGCAAAAUCAGAAUGAUCAGUUGUGGUGCUGACAAAAGUGUUUACUUCCGCACAGCGCACAAGACAGAUGAAGGAAUCACGUUUACACGCACCCACCAUAUUGUGAGGAAGACUACUCUGUAUGAUAUGGAUAUUGACCCCCUGUGCAAGUAUGCUGCUAUUGGCUGCCAGGACCGCAGCAUCAGGAUCUUUAACAUCAGCAAUGGCAAACAGAAGAAAAUAUACAAGGGCUCUCAGGGGGAGGAUGGCACACUCAUUAAGGUCCAGAUGGAUCCGUCUGGGAUGUACGUGGCUACCAGCUGCUCAGACAAAAACAUAAACAUUUUUGACUUCUACACUGGGGAGUGUGUAGCCACCAUGUUUGGGCACUCCGGUAUGAACUUACAGAUCGUCACAGGGAUGAAGUUUACCAAUGAUUGCAAGCAUCUGAUAUCCGUGUCAGGGGACAGCUGCAUCUUUGUGUGGAGACUGAAUCCAGAGCUGACCAUCAGUAUGAAACAAAGACUUUCUGAUAUUAAACAGAAGAGCAAACCUGUACAGAAAAGCCCCCCUACCAAACAUCAUCCUGUCAGCACUAGGAGAGAGGUGCACAGUGCUUCAGCUAUAGGCACCAUGUCCUCAGACAGUGAUAAAGAGCCUGAGGAAGAGGAGGGUAUAGAAGAGGAGGAUGAAUACAAUUUUCGUCACCUAUCUUCUGGUAGCAGCACAGGAGAUGAGGCUGGAUCGUCAGAGGAGAAGCAUGACUCAGUCCGAGAGAUGAGAAAUAUGUCUGACAGCAGUCCAGCAUGCGAGAACUCGGGCCCAAGGCAAAGGCGACGCUGGUGCAGGCGAAUAGGCAGCACAGAUUUGACGGUGAAGUCCAUGCUGGACCUGAGGCAGCUGGAGUCCUUUGCUAAGUCCCCUGUUGUGAACCGAGAGCCUGCGCUGCAUCCAGAUCUGGAUCUUGGCAGUACCAUCAGCUUACAGACCAUAGCUGGAUGGGUGGAGGAGCCAGAAGUGCAGGUUUCGCCUGUCCCAAGAGGACACGCACGUCCUCAGUACAUCUCACUGUUGCCUCAAACGCCAGACAUAGAGGCUGUGGUGCUUUACCCUCAGUGCUGUCAGGACAGAGUGAGCCUGGCAGGCAGUGAGUACCAGGUCAAGGAGUUAGCUCAUGAAGUGAGGUUGGCUAAAGGAAACUCCUGUCCUGAGAAACAGAGCCCUGACAGCGCAUGUUCAAUGGAUUAUUCCAACAGCCGUCUCUCCAGCUCGGAUCAGCCUGGAGAAGACUCGGAACCCACUGAGCCACUGAGCAUGGAUGGAAACUCAUCUGAGCUGGACAUGGAAGACUUAGAAGAGGAAGAGGAGGAGAGCCUGAGGAAGACUGAGAUCUGUAGCUCUGUGCCUAAGAUUCCAGACCAAGAAGCCUUCCUCAAAAAAAACUUUGCAAACUUGUCAGACUUCAGCACCUCAGGAAGUCCAAAUUCUCUUCAGCCAAUAAUCACUGACAGUGUCAGCAUCUCAUCGAAGUUCCUUACUGGUACCAGUGGCUGCAGGCAGGCAUUUGUUUCCCCUUCAAGCAAAACUACCGAGAGUAAGGUUUCCAGUGAAUUGGUGCAGCCCCUGGUUUCUGAGGUGCGCCCUCUUAUGGAGGACAAAAAAAAGAGCAUCCUGCGAGAACUCCAGAGCCCAGAGAGGCCUUCAGUUCUGCAUUUAACCCCUGAGAAGAAACGCAUCCCUGUAGAAAUUUCUGCGGAUUCUCUGGCUGCCUCAACUGGCAUGAGGAAAGCUCAGUCCAUUCAAAACAUCUCUUCAGAGGCUGAUAUGAGCCAGACAUCUACACAUCCUUCUAAGGAGGUUCCCCCUCAGCCCCAGCAUUACGAGCGUGCGCCACCAUCCACACUGUGCCACACGCUUCCCGGUGUGCCUCUCUCCAGCCCAACAUCUACCCAGCCCAGGGACUGCCCUACACCCACCAAGUCCAAGCCACGCUCGUACAUGAGCCCCACCACCAGUUCCAUAGCCAAGAUGUCACGCUCCGUGUCCAUGGGGGACAGCCUGAACGUGAGUGAGCUCAAUGAAGUACCUGUAGGCUCAGACACCCACCGAGGCUCAGUAUCAGACACUUCCAGCCUUCGCAGUUCUUCUCGCAGCAAAGCCUCAUCUCCAGUAGUCCCACUGCCCUCUUCAUUUAUUGGCUCUCCCCCUCGUGGUGCGGUUAUACCCACCAUAAGCGGUGCCUCCACUCCGAACUCUUCUUCUAAAGGCAUCCAGGCCAAAUUACCCAGCAGUGGCCGUCCACAGCUACACCUGGACAUCACGAAACCUCUCCCUGAUAAGCCCUCCAUGGCCUCCUUCUCUCCUAACAGUAAGAUUACCAAGCUUGGCCACAAAGAUGUAGGUAACAAGACUCCAGUAAGUGUACCCCCUCUGCCAGGACCAGAGCAGUCUGAUUCCAGCAACAUGCAGCCAAUUACAUGCUCAGUUCCUACUGAGACCAGGCCACCAGAGCAACAGGAGCUCAAUACUGAUCAGUCUGAAGAACCAGUGAAGAUAUGGGGAAAAGAUACAGAGCUGGAGGAGACGCAGACCAAGCAAUCAAACCAGAACCAGGGUGGCACAGUUUGUCUGCAUUCAGCCAGUCGAGCCCAGGAUUCAGAUGCAUCUCUCAGUAUGGCGUCAUGUAAACUUGCAGCUAGUGAACUUCAAAGCAGUUUUAAAAAGGCCUGCCACUUCUACAGGAUGCUGAGCAGUUCCACAGACCAGAGGCAGGAACAUCAGGAGAUGACUCAAGUGCUUUCUGAGGCAUUUGAGUCAGUGCAGGCUGAGUUGAACUUGUUGCCACAUUAUAUAAAAAGCCACUCGAGCUCCAGCAGCAGCAGCUCAGUGUGUGUGCUGGGCAGUGGGGCUGGUGGUGUGGGUGAGGAACGAACAUUAGCACUGCUGGAGCAGUAUUCACAGCUUCUCCUCAGAGCUGUGGAGAAGAGAAUGGACGGCAAAGUCUGAAAUGCAUCUCUUUCAUUAAAUAGAUCAUUCAGGCUGAGGCCGGAUCCCAAGCCAUGACUCUGCGCAGCAGCACAUUGUUUUAACUGAGUUUUAAAAAAAAAAUUUUUUUUUAAAUAAGCAGAUUUUUAAAAAUCCACAGUUGAUUGGCAUGUGGACUUCCCUUCCUUUUGCUUAAACACUACCAGCACAGAUGGAAAGGCUCAGUCUGACAGGCAUGGCCAUAUUGCACUAUAGACUAAGCUCAUCGGCCUACCUCCCUUUUUUAGUGUGUUGUUUCAGCAACCAUAUACUCUACACUUCACCUCAUUGCCAAAUAAGGUACCCUUUUACACUUUAUUGGUUUACUAUAUCUGGAUAUUUGUGUAUAGGAGCAAUGACUGAGUAAAUGAAAUUCUCAAGGUGAGAUCUGAGAUGGCUUGUAACAGUGUAUAAAUGAGAAAUGGACCAUCACAGAGAUGGAGUUAAACUGAUUCUGCCAGUCCUCAAGAUAAUGUGAACUUUUUUUCAGAACUUAACCUUCUCUCUUUCCAAGAUAAUCCAGAUGUUUGCUCAUUUAUAUCUUCCACCAUGGAGUGCUUUUUUAUCAAGUAUAUCUUGUUUCAGAUGUGUGACUAUUUAUUCUAUCGUCAUUGUUCAAUAACAGGGGUUAAAGAUCUUCAGAUAGUGUGUUGUACAGUCAAUGUGUUUUCAUACAGGAUACCCUUAAUGUCAGUACUGUUCCAGCGGGGAGGGUCCAGAAUGACAGCAUCCAAAUCUCAUGCAUGAACUUUGACAAUUUUAUACAUUUUGUAAUAUUGAUACCGUCAAUGUCUCAAGAGAUUGGGUGCCUUAUUUUGUAACCAGCAAUUCUCUGAUCUUUUCAAAAAUUCAAAAAAUUAGCUAUCAGUGCUGAUAGGAGGUGGUCUUUCCCAGUGUGAAAUAUUCCAGUAGAUGAUGAGACUAGAAUAGGACAGAAUUGCAAAGGGAAUGUUGCAUAUAGAAUUACUAUCAGUAUAACAAAAUAAAAAAUGAACAGCUGAGGGAUUUACAUUUUAUUUGUCCCCAGUUCCUCAAGUUUGGAUUAAACCUAGAUGAUAGUGCUUUUCAUAAAUGUGUCAUUUGAGUAUUUCGUAUUCAGGUUUCUGUCCCUUUUCGUAACGUUAACACUGAUGUACAGUAAAGCACUUUGUUUUCUAAAAUAAUACUAUUGAUACCACAAGAAUACUGUAUUUGUGCUAGUUGUCUGUCUGCUGUAUACUGUUCAGAUUUUUUUGCAUACUGUUACAGAAUAUGGUGCUUGUGUUCGGUACAGCUAACAAAGUUGUGUAAAUCAGUUUGUUACUGGAUGCACAAAACAAAUCAUUUAUAUGAUCCUCCAUCCCAAACCAGCCUCAACCAUAUCCCCUAAUGUCAGGAUUUUUAAACUAUAAACACUUGCCAUGAACAUUUCGACGUGCAUGAGACAAAUGAUAAGAAAUGAAUGCACAGUUCUUAUACUUUAUAAAGUAAUUUGUUAAUCAUGUGACUAUAUUAAUCAUUUAGCUGAACUGAGUGAAUUUAAAGUGUAGAGGUUAUAUAUAAAGACAGUGGUAGGAGAGUAAUUUUAUUGCUAGCAUGACAAAACUGCAUGCAUGAUGAGAAGUGGACUUCAGCGCUCACUGGAUCCUGAAAUUGAGUGCAUGGUUGUAUAUCUGACUUUCUUGAAAAACACAUCCAAUGCUUUACUAUUCAGCACUGUUCUCUUUUCCUCACAGAAGCUAGCAUUAAACACGAAUGAAAAGGUUUUCA